Messenger RNA from Pseudocercospora fijiensis CIRAD86, 777 nucleotides. RefSeq lists its product as uncharacterized. Lineage: Eukaryota; Fungi; Ascomycota; Dothideomycetes; Mycosphaerellales; Mycosphaerellaceae. The record is from RefSeq and is a predicted model, not a curated record. Gene Ontology annotation, molecular function: GTPase activity; nickel cation binding. The transcript has 3 exons. Bases 1 to 777 code for a protein of 258 amino acids.
AUGACCUCUCACUCUCACUCACAUGAUGGAGCUUCGCACUCGCACGCAGCAGAGGACCAUGGCCACACUCACGAAGUUUUGGAUGGUCCAGGAUCCUUUCUUGGCCGUGAAAUGCCCAUCAUAGAGGGUAGAGACUGGAAAGACCGAGCUUUCACAGUCGGCAUUGGUGGACCCGUAGGUUCCGGGAAAACUGCCCUGAUGCUUGCACUAUGCCAUGCCCUUCGCGACAAGUACAACAUCGCCGCCGUAACCAACGAUAUCUUUACCCGCGAAGACUGCGAGUUUCUCACCCGGCAUAAAGCUCUACCAGCUGAGCGGAUACGAGCCAUCGAGACCGGGGGAUGUCCGCAUGCAGCUGUACGAGAAGACAUAUCAGCGAAUCUUGCUGCCCUCCAAGAGCUCCAAAGAGAAUUUGGUACCGAGAUACUGCUGAUAGAAAGUGGUGGAGAUAACUUAGCUGCGAACUACUCACGAGAGCUGGCUGACUACAUCAUAUAUGUCAUCGAUGUCAGCGGAGGAGACAAGAUCCCAAGAAAAGGAGGGCCUGGCAUAACGCAGAGCGAUCUUCUGAUUGUCAACAAGACAGAUCUGGCGGAGCUGAUUGGUGCCGACCUGAAUGUCAUGGACAGAGAUGCAAGAAAGAUGCGUGAGGGAGGGCCGACCAUCUUCGCGCAAGUCAAGAAUGGCAAAGGCACGGACCAUAUUGUGGAUCUAAUCCUCAGUGCGUGGAGGAGUAGCGGAGCGGCGGCCGGAAGCGCAUCGAGUGGCAGCAAGUAG